This is a messenger RNA of Coregonus clupeaformis (lake whitefish), 5800 nucleotides long. RefSeq names its product interleukin-1 receptor accessory protein-like 1. Gene Ontology annotation, biological process: negative regulation of exocytosis; signal transduction. NCBI's taxonomy places the organism in Eukaryota, Metazoa, Chordata, Actinopteri, Salmoniformes, Salmonidae. The transcript is spliced from 12 exons. The coding region runs from base 817 to 2988 and encodes 723 amino acids. The record is from RefSeq and is a predicted model, not a curated record. Gene Ontology annotation, molecular function: interleukin-1 receptor activity.
UACCCGUCCACAUAGUGACUGCGGUCUAGCUAGGGCGGGGGAAUGAAUCUGGUGUCUGGAAAUACAUAAAUAAAUGCAAAUUAACGGCAAGGCAAAUACUAUUCAGACCUGUAUUUCUAGUUUCAUAUUUGGACUGUAUGCCCAUCUGUUUUCUCCAUCCACUGAUUUUUUUCACGGGUGCGUCUGUUGGUGCACGAGGACUCUGCGCGGGCUCUUGGACCUGGAGGACGCAUCCAUCAAGCUCCGAUUGUGAGUGUUCGCAUAGCUGUACACUGAAGGAAUGCCUUAUCGGAUGUGAUAUUACAGAAUACUUGUGAAAUAUAGCCUACAUUAUAGAUAGGUCUCUGCCGCGCUGCAGCCUGUGAGGACUGCACGAGUUUUUUUGGGUGGAAAUUGUGUGUUUCGCAGUGGAGAGGUUUGGGUGACUAUUUAUAACCAAGGAUCGGCAGUCUGGAAGGUUUGAUUUUCUCCAUUAUAUGUCAACCUUUUUCCUCUAUCGUAAUAGAUUUUCCCUCCGCCACCGGUCUCAAUAUUAUUUUCAAGUGACCAUCUGCACCUUUUUUAUUCGGUACUGAAAAAAGCAGAUUACAUGCAUAUGUUCUUUGGAUUAGACCUCCCUCUGGACAACUUGGCUUUUGCGUGAAUGGGAUAUCUGUGUAUUAGGCAUAUUGUUCACCGACCUUUGUAUAAAGAGACGAGGCAGGUUAUUAACAUUAGCCUACACCGGCAUUGUGAUGGUGAGCUUUUAUAAUCUGAAUUGACAGCGGAAUAGGAUCAUUUUGGAAACUGCUUGUGGGACACUUGGCCAGGUGAAAAAUGAAAGCUCCCAUCACACUCCAGAUUCUUCUCUAUGCUGCUGUGGUCCGAGGUUUCAAAACAGUGUCCAAGAGAGGCUCAGUGGACGACUGCACGGAUUGGUCAGUGGACUACUUGAAAUACAAAGUGCUUUUGGGGGAACCGGUGCGGAUUAAAUGUGCUUUAUUCUAUGGAUACAUCAGAGCGAACUACACCCACUCCCAGAGUGUGGGACUAAGCCUUAUGUGGUAUAAAAGUACAGGACAUGGAGACUUUGAGGAGCCUAUCUCUUUCGACGGCAUCAGAAUGAACAAGGAGGAGGACGCUAUCUGGUUUAGACCCACCGAGCUCCAAGACGUUGGACACUAUUCCUGUGUAUUGAGGAAUUCCACAUAUUGUAUGAAAGUGUCCAUGUCACUGACAGUGGCGGAGAACGACACUGACCUCUGCUACAACUCCAAAAUGAGGUACUUCGAGAAGGCAGAGUUAAGUAAAAGUAAGGAGAUCACCUGUCCGGACAUUGAGGAUUAUGUACAGCCGGGGAAGGAGCCAGAGAUAGUCUGGUACAAGGAAUGCAAGCCAAAGCAGUGGAGACAAAGCAUUGUAAGGAGAAGAGAUACUCUCUCUAUCCGGGAGGUGCGUGAAGAUGACAUUGGAAAUUACACGUGUGAAUUACAGUUUGGGAGCUUCGUGGUGAGAAGAACUACAGAACUAUCUGUUACAGCCCCUCUGACAGACAAGCCUCCAAAGAUCCUGUUCCCCUCAGAAAGCAAACUCAGCACCCUGGAGCUGCAGUUAGGAAGUCAAGUCAACCUGACGUGCCGAGCGUUCUUCGGCUUCGCCGGGGAGGUCAGUCCACUCAUCUACUGGAUGAAGGGAGAGAAGUUCAUCGAAGACCUGGACGUGGAGAGGUUCAGAGAGAGUGACAUCAAGCUUAUCCGGGAGCACCUGGGAGAGCAGGAGGUGUCCAUCACCCUGACCAUUGACUCGGUGGAAGAGGCUGAUCUGGGGAACUACUCCUGCUUCGUGGAGAAUGGCAACGGCAGACGACAGGCCAACAUCCAGCUCACAAAGAGAGCAGAGCUUAUGUACACGGUGGAGCUGGCGGGAGGCUUGGGGGCCAUCUUGUUGCUGUUGAUCUGCCUCGUGACCCUCUACAAGUGCUAUAAGAUGGAGCUCAUGCUCUUCUACAGGAACCAUUUUGGCAGCGAGGACAUCGACGGAGAUAAUAAGGACUAUGAUGCCUAUCUAUCCUACUCCAAAGUGGACCCGGACCAGUGGAGUCAGGAGACCCGUGAGGAGGAACGCUUCGCCCUGGAGAUCCUCCCCGACGUCCUGGAGAGGCAUUAUGGGUAUAAACUGUUCAUUCCAGACAGGGACUUGAUCCCAACCGGAAGUAAGUUUUGUUUCACCAAUGAUCAUUUCCAGGACGAUUCAAGACUCCUUAGAGCCUAUAUCGAGGAUGUGGCGCGCUGUGUGGACCAAUCCAAGCGCCUCAUUAUCGUCAUGACACCCAAUUAUGUGGUGCGGCGUGGAUGGAGCAUCUUCGAGCUGGAGACCCGCCUCCGGAACAUGCUGGUCACCGGGGAGAUCAAGGUGAUUCUGAUUGAGUGUGCCGAGCUGCAUGGCAUCAUGAACUACCAGGAAGUGGAAGCGCUCAAACACACCAUCAAGAUGCUGACCGUCAUCAAGUGGCGUGGCCCCAAGAGCAACAAGCUCAGCUCCAACUUCUGGAAACACCUGCAGUACGAGAUGCCCUUCAAGCACAUGGAGCCCAUCAUCAGCAACGAGCAGGUGCUGGACGUCAGCGAGCAGGGCCCCUUCGGCGAGCUCCAGACUGUCUCCGCCAUCUCCAUGGCAGCAGCCACCUCCACCGCCAUGGCCACGGCGCACCCGGACUUGCGGAGCACCUUCCACAACUCCACUCUCAACUACCACACCCAGAUGAGGCAGCAGAAACAUUACUACCGCAGCUACGAGUACGACAUGCCCCCCGGCGGCACACUGCCUCCCCUCUCCACCCUGGGUAACCAGCACACCUACUGCAACAUCCCUAUGACUCUGAUCAACGGACAGAGGCCCCACGGCCAGGCCAGGACACCCAGAGAACAGAGCAUCGAGGAGGCACACGCCAAUAACGUCAUGCUACCGCUGCUGCCACGUGAGACCAGUAUAUCCAGUGUCAUCUGGUGACAGCACCAGGCUGGCGUAGGGACAGAUGGGACAUAUGUAGAGGGAGAUUUAGCUGGCAGAGUGUGUGGUGGUGGUGCGACAGAGACCCUUAGAGCACUAGAGAACGCUGCUGUGGAAUUUGCACCAGGAUUCAAAGGGGGAAAUCAACAACACAGGACAAGUCAUUCUGUCAGACUAAGACGACGUUUGUUCGACAAGGACUAAGGAGGAUUUGGCGUGAAAAGGAGAACCCGUUUGGUUUGAGAUGCCUGUACACACACACAGACACACACAGACACCAACGCCGAUGUUCAUUUACCCAGAAACUCAAGGAAUACAGGGUCUUGUACAUAUAUUUUAUAUUUCUUAAUAGCGUCAGUAUUUUUCUGUUAUUUUCUUUUACCUUUCAUUCACCAGUUUUUAUCAUCAAAUUUCUACGUCUGUUUUGAUUUAUGGUUUCAAUUUUUUUGUAUUUGGGUAUGAAAGUGAAACGAUGGUCUGUGAGGUCUAUUGGCUGAACUGUUGUGAUUUUGAUCUUGACUUGUAGUGGAAUAAGUGUAGUUUGAACGCUCUUUGUUUUUUAACAGUUAUGGCAAGAAAAUGUCAUUUUUUGUUGUCCUGGUUACAUAGAUGGAAUCUUCUUUUAUUGGGACUCUUAAACAAAACUAGAUUAUGCAACAGCGGAAGAGGCCUGGGAGUAUGCAAGAUAUGAAUAAAUGAACCGACCAAUCAGGACACUACAGAGACUGGUGCUAGACUUGGUGUGCAAGUGUUGCAGCUCUCACAAGCAUAGUGACAUUUUCUUUUCAAAAGACAGCCUUUCUGUUCAGCUUAACAGAGAAAUAUAUCACCCUAAAAACAACUAUGUGUAUUAUUUUAUGAGAAAGUAUAUUUUUGUAACAAAAAUAUUUGCUUGGAAGUACAUACUUAUUCACAUUCUCAUCCCACUAAUGACAGAAAUAGAGUAACGUGCAUUCUGUUUUCUACAUUAUUUUGCUAAGCAGUUCCCUAAUUGCAUAGCAGACAAAGUGGAUUUUUGAGUCCUUCAAUAAAUAUCUUAUCUUACUGUAAAGAUGAAGAAAUACAAAAGCAUUUGAGAUGUUUUCAUCAAGUCCUAAUAUCAUUGUUGGGUGGGGGGCAAUGUAUAUUUGUGUUUCAAAGACUUUUCCAUAACAGAGUAGUGUGCAUAGUAACUAGAUGUAUUCAACCUGAUAUAUGUCAAUGUAUUUAAAGAAAAAACACUGUUCACACUCGAAAACGUUCAUCAAAGCAGAUUCGUGAUAAGUAUCUUCAUUUCCCCACCGCACAUGAAUACCAGAUAACCUCGAUGUAGUGCCUCCCUGAUUUCUAUGGAGAAGGACAGCAGCCAUUUGAAAAGACGACACACUGAACACAGUUGACUUCCAAGAUAUGUUCAGAGUGUUGUUGUCAUAUGUUCCUAUAAGAAGAAAUCUUUAGCAUACCAUGUGACAGUCUGUCAAACAGACCAAAAUACAAGAACAAAUCAUGGCGUUAGACCCAAGAGAAAUGUAUCUCCACACAUGAUGUUCAAAUUCAACUUAAACCCCUUGAAAUAUCCAAUGGUCCGUAGCGGUAUGAGGAAAUUCAAGAUUAUCCUCAUUAUUCUUCAAGCAAGUGAGACCAAAGCUAAAAUUGUGCUUGUGAAGAAAAAAGAUCUGAAAUCCACCACAUGAUCCACAUUAGGGCUUGUUUUAGGGCUUUACAAAGUUUUCUGGUUAGUUUCAGAUUGGCCAAAAUAUGAUGUCAUGAAGUCCAAUAAAGCAACACUAAGAACUACUCAAAGACCCCAAUGUUGUUGUUUACCAGGACUUGGUAAAGCUUGGUUGGGUGGUGCUUUAGUGGUGAGAUUAGGCCUGUGUUGGGUCGGUCCUGACACAACGCAUGUCCCUAUAAUGUUGCCAUGUUUAAGCUAAUGUAAACAGUCUCCAAGAGAACCUCUGAAAGAAAUAAAGCGACAGACUGUGCUAUCAUACACUCCACAAUCAAGUCAUACAUAGUUCUGUAAGUCGCUUUGGAUAAAAGCGUCUGCUAAAUGGCAUAUUAUAUAUUAUUAUUCUUGUGAACCCUAUGAUGUACGAAACGAUCAUUUACGGGAUCCGACACAGUUAUUCGAUAUACUGUAAUAUCUGAUAUCGUAUCAUUGUUUUAUUGAUACUUUAUAAUGUUAGCAGCUUCUAAACAGAAACAGUGAGGUAGUGUUUUCAAUCCCUUGUAGUGCCAAACAUUAUGCAAAGUGAAUUAACCUAUACACAAUGAGUAAACACUGUAAGAGAUUUCUUUGUCCCCCUCGGUCUGCAAAAAUGAUUGGUUUUUCAAUUUCCCUUUGGUUUAACUUUUCAGUGUUGGUCUUUUUCUUCAAUGUACUGUACUCAGUUGGCUGCUUGGUAUAUCACUGAGAAGAACGUCAAUUUCCAACUGUCAUAACUGCCUGACCUAACAGAAAACAAACAGUAACGUUUGAUCCAUUCGAGAGAGCGCUCCUUUAAGGUGUGGAUUUCUUGUAUUCUAUGACAUUGUGUAUAUAAAUCAAAAAUGGUAAUAAGAUGAAGACAAUCUAGCCACAUUCAUAAAAAACGAUGUUUGCAUUUUCAGAGUGAGUGGCAAACUUGUUUUAUGAACCUUUCUGGUAAUGAUAAUAAUGAUAUUAAUGAUGAUCAUAAUUAAUAAUAUAUAGCACAGAAUUAUUCCAGGCACUUUCACAACUCUGAGACAAGAUUACGGUUCUAUUGUCUCUCCAGUUUCUGAUUCAUUUCGUUUUUUAUUAUGUACCUGCAAUGUUAAUUAAAGAGAUACUAUUAUUAUUAAUAAUAAA